Molecule: messenger RNA, 1860 nt
Organism: Candoia aspera
Lineage: Eukaryota; Metazoa; Chordata; Lepidosauria; Squamata; Candoiidae
Gene: CHMP1B
Product: charged multivesicular body protein 1B
Exons: 8
Coding region: 124-723 (199 amino acids)
Biological process (GO): protein transport; endosome transport via multivesicular body sorting pathway; late endosome to vacuole transport
Cellular component (GO): multivesicular body; ESCRT III complex
Source: RefSeq, a predicted model, not a curated record
CGGAGGCGGAAGCAGGAAGCCCGCUCCUGAGAGACAAACGAAGACCCAGCAGGUCGCCGGGACUGACCCGCCUCGACCUGUUUUGCGCUGUCGCUUGACGAGGCCCGGACCUGAAGCGCCGUCAUGUCUAAUAUGGAGAAGCAUCUUUUCAAUUUGAAAUUUGCUGCCAAAGAGCUUAACAGAAAUGCUAAAAAGUGUGAUAAAGAAGAAAAGCUUGAAAAGGCCAAAAUUAAGAAGGCCAUUCAGAAGGGUAACACCGAAGUGGCAAGAAUCCAUGCAGAAAAUGCCAUCCGGCAGAAGAACCAAGCAAUCAACUUCCUGCGCAUGAGCGCCCGGGUCGAUGCUGUAGCGGCAAGAGUGCAGACGGCUGUCACAAUGGGCAAAGUAACGAAAUCAAUGGCUGGGGUAGUGAAAUCAAUGGAUGUGACAUUGAAAAGUAUGAACUUAGAAAAGAUUUCUGCCCUGAUGGAUAAAUUCGAACAGCAGUUUGAAACCUUAGAUGUUCAGACAGCACAAAUGGAAGACACCAUGAGUAACACUACUACUUUAACAACACCACAAAACCAAGUAGAUAUGCUUCUUCAAGAAAUGGCUGAUGAAGCUGGGCUUGACCUGAAUAUGGAGCUACCUCAGGGACAAACAGGCUCUGUUGGCACAAGUGUUGCUUCAACAGAACAGGAUGAGCUCUCCCAGAGACUGGCACGCCUUCGUGAUCAAGUGUAAGGAAGAGUCAGAACUGCAGUUUUGUACAUAUGCUUCCAAAGCAUUCUCUGUACAUAUUUUGUGGCCUGACUGGGAUUUCUGUCAAGAUAACAUGCUAAUGAACACUUACCUUUUUUCCCCUCCACUGUGCUUUCUAAAAUGCAUUUAACUCAGUAGUAGUGUGCCAUAAGUGCAUUUUCUAUUCCUGUAUAGUACAUUUUGAAGCUGAAGGUUAUAUUUUUGCAGACCUCUUUUUCAGUGAUUAAAAUGUCAGUUUUAUUGGAUGUCACAGCAAGUAAUCAAACAGAAAGAACAGCUUGUAUAAUUUUUAAGUUAUAUAGCAAGUUUUUAAAUUAUGGAUAAUGUUUGCAAUUAAACUCCUGAGAUGGUGUACGUGAUUCACGUGGUGUCACAUUUUAUUAAUUAUCAAUUGGAUGGAAUGUAUUUAUACGUGUAUCCACCAGUAUUAAAUCACUGGAGAGCCUUUCCAAAAGAAGCAUACUUGUAGUGAGACUUAAAAUCAAGCAAUAGUUAUGCUGUCCUCCUGACUUAAAGCUUAUAUUGAUAUCAUCACUUCAGUACUAAAGGAAUAAAAUAUAUUUUUCAACAUUUUUGCCUAGAUUUCCUUAAAAAUAUACAUUACACUGCAAUAGAGAGGAAUGCUUGAUAUUUUAAAGAACUAAGCAAAACACCAAGUUUGAAAUGUCAUUUAGGACUGUGGUAUAGUUGGAUCUGAGAACCAUUUUGGUGUAGUGGUUAAGGCAUCAGGCUAGAAACCGGGAGACCAUGAGUUCUAGUCCUGCCUUAGGCACAAAGCCAGCUGGGUGACCUUGGGCCAGUCACUUUCCCUCAGCCCUAGGAAGGUGGCAAUGGCAAACCACUUCUGAAGAACUUUGCCAAGAAAACUGCAGGGUUUUGUACAGGCAGUGUCUGGGAAUCAGACACAAAUGGUUUAAAAAAAAAAAGUUGGAUCUGAUAGCUUUCUGUUGUGAAGGAGUGGAAUCAGAAAGUGGGGCAAUUUACUGAAUUGUAUCAUAAAAGAAAAUGAGCCUGAACAUACGUGAGCAUAUUUCUGAAGUCGUCUCUGCGGUAUGCUUGAAUGCUGUCUUUGUAUCUAUGCUUAAAGCAAAUGGUAAGAUAAAGAUACCUUCAACUCAA